Molecule: messenger RNA, 6161 nt
Organism: Paramuricea clavata
Lineage: Eukaryota; Metazoa; Cnidaria; Anthozoa; Malacalcyonacea; Plexauridae
Source: the annotation of a GenBank genome assembly
CUACCCAAGCUUUGGUGCGUUCCAAAGGUUCUACGCUGGCUUUCCGACUUGAUUUACCAGAAUACGAAUCGUCUUCCUCCUGGAUUAUGGAUCUUUCAAUGGCUUCGAGCUUCGCUUGAGCUACUGCUUCCAAUUUCCAGGCUGCAAGAACUGCUAUAUCGUGUUCAUGUCGGGCUUGUGCUGCUGAUCUCUCUAGCACCUCUUGGGCUUCGCGUUGUUUUCGAUCUUUCUCCAUUUGAGCAAUUAAUCUGUCGUACUCCGCUUGCUCUUUCGCGGCAGCUGCUUCCGCCAUUGCUAUUCUUCUUUCUGGACCUUACGGAGGACGUGUUCGCGACUCUGCUUUUAUUAUUGUCAAGUUUCUUUCCUGCCUCUUGCGAAACGACCUCAGCUGCGUGUAGGAAACUUUCGAAGGCUUUUCUGAUGGUUGGUUCCACGUCGGUUGUUUCACCCCACUUGUCCUGUGCAAAGAGUUCUUCAAGACUUUUAACAGAAUUUACGAGCAUUCGUCUCUCUUUUUCGAGCGAGUCUAGGGCUUCCUUUAUCGCUGAAUUCUCCUCUAUCUCUUUGUAUACCAGGUCAAUCGCAACCCGUAAUACUUUCGUUUGUUUGUUAAAUGUUUUUGUCUGGUUUAUAAGCGUGUUCUGGAAACCUUUAUGUGUAAACGUUCUUGUACGCUUUUCUCCAUGUUCGGAAACGACUGGGCUAGAUAGGCUGUUUCCAUCAUAUUCCGCCAUUUUGUAAGUCCACGACUUCGUAGGAUAUGACCAGUGAAUCUCUCCGAAUAAACCAGAUUUUUCACUGUUGUGUCCCAGGGAGGGGAACAAAGUGUCAAUUAAGGAAUUGAACACGAAAUAAAAAAACAACUUUUAAUUCGUACAACCACGGUGAAAACUAUACAAAUAAACGGAACAAAUAUCGUACACAAAUUACAAAUAUUUAAACAAAUAAAUGGACAACUGACGAACAAAUACAACAGAAUACAUACAUCUAAGGCUUUACUCCACUCCAAAUGUUAUUUAAAUAAAUUGUGUUCCUCUCCAAAUAACUUGUUUACUCCAGCUCUAAGUUUACUCCAGCUCUAAGUUCAAAAAUUACUAAGUUUACUCCAGCUCUAAGUUCAAAUAUGGCCGCCAAAACAAAUGUGUCCGCGUUUUAUAUGCCCACAUGGAGACCUGGGCCGAGUUCAAUCUAAAGUUCUUACAUCAAGUACAUCACAACAAACAUUGAUUAAACAUUUAUUUAUUUUUAUUUAACCAUUUAUUUUUUUAUGAAUUAUUAAUGAGUAUUUUAAAUACAGAUUACUGUUUUUAUAUUGGCACUCUUUCUUUCAGACCAAGUGACCUUACUGAUGAUCCAAAGAUGAUAUAUGCAGUAUCAAGUUUGAGUAUUCGGCAGGUACUGUCUACCCUACUAAAUAAAUUGUCUUCGCAGAGUUAUGAUACAACAAUGGUUUCCAUUUGGGAAUAGUUGUGAAAAAAAUUCGAAAAUGGAAUAAAAAACACCAUGGUCCAUAUGAUAGCACAAUAUGGACCGAUGAACUAUCUAAAGAAUGUGUUUAUCUUGCCGCUUUUGAAUUACAGUACUCAAAGUUUUGCCCACAGACCAAAUGCCAAAUGUGUCAAUUUAUGUCAAGGAGUUAUUAUAACUGUUUUCUACUAAGUAACUAUUAUACAAUCAACUGAUUUGAACAUUUAGGAAAGCUUUAAACUAAUCGCAGAAUUUGUUUGAACACUAGGCCUCAAAAUUUCAAAAUACUUGAUAGUUGAUAACUGAAUGCAUGGUUUCUGUAUACUGCGUAUCAUAUUGUUAUUGAAAGACAUGUACUGAUGUAGUGAAUUUAAUCUCUGAAUCACCACCAGGCCUUAAAAUAUCUUUUAUAGGGCCGAUGAUAUCGAGUUUGGGUCGGACAUAUGUCCGAUGACCUUCAGUUCAGUUUUGACUCGGAAAUAAGUGACACAAAUGAAUAUCAGCACAAUGUAUUAAUUCUGAACGGUAAAUGUUGUGAAGAUAUUAAAUAAUUUGUUUGAUUGUUUCUUUCAUACUUAUUUCCAAGCCAAAAUUAACUUGCUUUCCAGAACAGACUAGAAAGAAUGUUAAAAAAGACUUCGACAACUUAAGCCUGUUUUCCACUUUACCAUUUCGCUCGUCGCCCCGCGCUCGACUACGUUAAAACAACAUUUCCAGUUCACCUUUUACACAAUAGUACUCCGAUUUUCCAUUUAACAUACAAGCCUCUAGUCCUGGGCUAGGGUACAUUUACGUUGGACAAACCUACAGUUCGGUCGGACACAAGUACACUUGGGUCGGACAGUUUCACUUUGGUCGGACAGAAUGUUCGGUGGUUUUCUCUCUACGUCGGACAAUUUCACGAAUGGGUCGGACAAUGUCCGUGACCGACCGAUAUUUUAAGGCCUGAUCACCAUUGACUACUGUCAAUGAAUAAAAUGGGGAUUUUGCCCCAUCACACUGUAGGAUGUCUUCAUUUUACCAUAAAUGUUGCUCAAAAGCAUAUCUUCUUCCACCUAGUCUUGGCACUGCAGCACCAUUAACUUAUAGAUUUUAUAUCAAUGGCAAUGUCUUGAGUUGGCGCUGCAAUUGCAGUGCGAAUAAGUUAUAGAUCAUAUGUUAAUGCCUUUAGUUGGCGCUGCAAUUGCAGUGCCAUUACGUUAUAGAUCAUAUGUCAAUGCCUUUAGUUGGCGCUGCAAUUGCAGUGUCAUUACGUUAUAGAUCAUAUGUCAAUGCCUUUAGUUGGCGCUGCAAUUGCAGCGCCAAUAAGUUAUAGAUUUUAUGCAAAUGCUUUCGAGUUGGCGCUGCAAUUGCAGUGCCAAUAAAUUAUAAAUUGGAUGUCAAUCCCUUGAGUUGGCGCUGCAAUUACAGUGUCAAUAUGUUAUAGAUUUUAUGUCAAUGCUUCGAGUUGGCGCUGCAAGUGCAGUGCCAAAAUUAAAAAAGUUAUAGAUUUUAUGUCAAUGCUUUGGGUGACUGUAAACUAUUUAUUUUGCAUUGUAUGUAAAUGUCAGGAUAGUGCUAAAACGACCAAUUUAUAUUGAAUCUAGUAACACUUUGUCAUUAUUGUCUAAAUUUGCCUUUUUGGCAUUAACGAAAGGCAUUUUGUGCAUUUGUUGACAAUAUUUAGAACUUUGAUCAAAUUUGGCAUGAAUUUUCCUAAAUAGAAUAUUUCACUUUGCUCUGGAACGUGUUCAGUGUGUUGACUUUUAACUGAUGAUGGUCAGCUAGCGUUGCCAGUUGCAUGCCGUAAAUUACAUUGAAAGAAUCAUUUUGAAAAUAUAACACCCUUGAAAGCCUAAUAUCGAUUGUGUCACACAUCAAUCAAAUGUUCUUACCUAUACUGCAGUACAUGUGAUAUGCAUGUUACACUCAUUUGUUUUGUUAAAUUUUUAUUAUUAUGACAUAUUUCUAUGACAUUAUCUAGUAUAUUUAGGAUAUUAUAGUUGUCCAUGCAAGCCACAAUUAUUUUAUUUGUUUUAGACUGUCGUUACAGACUGCUCUUUCGUUGCAUCAUUAGCCAUUUCUGCCGCGUACGAACGAAAAUUCCGUAAACGUGUAAUUACCAAGUAAGAUGCUUUUAAUUUUUUUUGAAGAAAUGAACGUGCUGGUUACAUUUUAAUAUAACACUUAUAUAUGAUGACUUUUAGGAUUAUAUAUCCACAAAACAGAAAUGGAGAGCCAGUCAUAAAUCCAUCUGGAAAGUACAUGAUAAAGUUGUGGGUGAAUGGUGUUUCUCGAAAGGUACAGUAUCUUAAUAAUUAAGAUAUGAAUAUAGUAUUUGCUCUAUUUACUUACAGUGUCCGUUAUUUACUUUAAAUUUAUAAGUAUAUAAGAUUGACAUUUCUGUUGUUAGGAAGAAAUAUUUUGGCUUAUAAUUUCAAGAAAUAACCGCAGCGAUUGUCUAUAGACAGCGAAAAUCGCCGGGUGCCGGCUGAUAAUAUUGGGAAACACAAAAAUAUUUUAGUUUUCAGCACAAGUAUGAUUGUGCAGCCUCUGCAUCGGAUUCGACUAUUUUACUGAUGACUCGACUUGACGUUCAUGUGCGGCAUCAACAAAACCCGGAUCGGAACGGAUUGGAACGGAUUGACAAAACCCGGAUCGGAACGGAUUGACAAAACCCGGAUCGGAACGGAUCAGUGGAACGGAUUGACAAAAAUUUGAAAUGACUUGUGUAAGUGUGGUUGCAUAUAGAAUAUUAAAGAUGAGACAAUUAAAACGCAAAACAAAGCCAUUUAAACGAGUUUGAAUUUAUUUGCGAUUGCAUGGGAUAUUUCAUCCCGUUUGACAGGGCUGAAAAUCUCAUCCUGGGUGACAUACACUAGGAUGAAAAUUUCAACCCGGGCUGAAAUUCAGCCCAGGUUGAAUUUUUUUCCAUGUAAUCGUAAAAUUCAUUUUAUAUUACCCCCGGCUCCUGUGUAAUCGGCCCUAUCUGGGACAAACAGCACACAUGUUAAAUUGAGUUGAUAUUCUUUACUUAGUACUGUACUGUAAUUUUGUGCCUGUAAUUUAAUAAAUCUCUGUAAAACAUCGUGGAAAAAUUCGACAGUUUUUUCGAAGACCUUAACAUUUCGAAAUCAUCUUUGCACAAUAUAUAAAAGAAAACAACAUGGUACAAACACCAGUAUAUACAUUCGUAAUAGUUUACCUGUUCUAGACAUUUAUAUUAUUACGGCUUCCUUGCAUUGAAAACACUCAAAUUUCAAGAAAAACGCGCUAAAAUUGUUUUAAGAAACGUUGGUUAUUUUGAAGUGCAUAUAAUAUUAAUAAAAAAACAUAUGUCAGCAGAAGAUGACAUAUUAUUCCUCGGGCUGGCAAGCAUCGCCAAUAGCCGACCCGGCGUAGAAAGUUACCUUAUGUGCACGAUAAGAACAAAAUACCGAUAACUAUGGGUAACCUUUUUAGGGGGGAGGGCUCUCUAGAGAAACGUCCAUAUGACUUUUUAUGGACAAAAUCGAUACUCUUCCCUAAAUACCCAACAUAUAAGCAAACAUACGGAUCAAAACAAAGGUCUUUAGUUUAAUCCGGGUUUUGCGGUCAAUCCGUUCCGAUCCGGAUUUUGUCAAUCCGUUCCGAUCCGGGUUUUGUCAAUCCGUUCCGAUCCGGGUUUUGUCAAUCCGUUCCGAUCCGGGUUUUGUUGAUGCCGGUUCACGUGGAUGUUACGGGCCUGCGUGAAUGCCUCGCCUUGCACUACUGUUUAAUUUGACAUUCUAGUUUUCUCGUAGGUUAUUAUUGAUGAUAAAUUACCAUUAGGUCAAGAUGGUCAACUGCUAUGUUCUUAUUCUAUGAACAGAAAUGAAAUGUGGGUCAGCCUUAUUGAAAAAGCGUAUCUCAAGGUAUAUGAAAAGAUUUCUUUGAGGUGGAAGCUCCUCGCUGUUUUUCUUAAAAAGUUCAAACGUGCGACUUUGAUCAGUUGCUUGUUGGAAAACAUAUCAGUGUAUUUUCUAUCAGAAACACUUCAGCCUGGUUCACACGAUGAAAUAAGCAUAAGCAUAAGCAAGCGGAACCUUCGAUGUAAGCAUAAGAAGAACGCAAAAUUUGUUCUUCUUAUGUUUAUGCUUACAUCAAAGGUUCCGCUGCUUGUGCUUAUGCUUAUUUCAUCGUGUGAACCAGGCUUUACAGUAUGUGCGGUUGUGUAGGGAAUAGCUCAAAGUGUAAAAUGUUUCUUCAGGUAAUGGGAGGCUAUGAUUUUCCAGGCUCAAAUUCAGUAAGUAAAUGAGUAUACCAUUUUAAUGUUGGGUACUAUAUAUAUUGCACAGUAUUUUCAAACCGUAACAUGAGCAUAAAUUGUCAAAGACACGACACCAUGUUUAGUCACCCAAUAUUUCGCUGUUGUGUUCACGUGCAACAAGGCGGUGAUAACCGAAUCUUGUAGUCUUAGCUGUAUUCACAGUAAAAUUUGAAGCUCUCGUUUUACCGGUUUACGGUUACACAGGAUUUUAGAGUUUGUUUCCGUACUGUGCAUGUAAGUCUAGUAAAUAUUCUGUUAACUACUUGUGUUGUUGCAGUACUGAUACAUAAUAUUUUGUACGUUGUAGAAUAUUGACCUUCAUGCAUUAACUGGAUGGAUCCCAGAAAGAGUUUCAAUAAAAUUAGAUAGUCCUGAUCUUAAUAUCAAUUCCCUAUUUGAUCGAAUUUUUGCUGGAUUGCAGAGAGGU